AUGUCGACCGCCGAUGAGUUGCCCGCACUCCACCCAUAUGCGGUUAGCCCAGGUGCCUCUGUUCACAUCAUCAUUGCCUGCAUCUUUACCUUGCUAGCUACGAUUUGUGUCGUGCUUCGCUUUGUACAACGCCGUCGGAGCCGCGAGUUCUGGUGGGACGACUGGGCCAUUUUGGGCUCACUCAUCUUCGCCUUUGGCGGCGUCUUGCUUUGCACCUUGCUGAUCUCGGCGCCAUCCAUCGGCGCUGCAGGAUAUCACAUCAACACAUACACGGUCGAUCAGCUCAACACGUACUUCAAGCUUAUGCUCGCCGCCAACGUCCUGUACAAUCCCAGCAUUGCACUGUCCAAGGCCUCCAUUCUCUUCUUCUACCGCCGUAUCUUCUCAGUCGAUGGCCAGUUUCUGAUGUUUAUGCGCAUCAUGGGCUUCUUCGUCAUUGGGAACUGUCUCGCUGCCAUGCUCGGCCUCAUCUUCUCCUCCAAUCCCGUCGAGGCUCAAUGGAACGUGGGCAUGCCUGCCACAACCAUCAACGGCCCAGCGUUUUGGGCUGUCAUGGCGGUAGUCAACAUUGUUUUGGAAAUGGCCAUGCUUGCCAUUGCUCAGAUCAAGGUCUGGAAGCUCCAGCUGUCUCCGCGGAAGAAGUUCUUAAUAUCUGGCGUCCUCUUGCUGGGUGCCUUUACGAUUAUCGCAAGCAUUCUGCGCAUUGUUUACCUACUUACCGUCGACGUUUCCGAUAUGACCUACACAAUCACCACUCCUGGCAUCUGGACCAACGUGGAAAUGAACCUGUCAAUCAUUUGCGCCUGCCUCCCUAUGCUCUAUAACCUCUUCCGUCGCACAAGGGGGAAAGGAAACACGACGGCCAGGAGCACGGAUUGGACACCUAGGCACCAAGGUGGUGUAGUCACUAUCGGAAGUGGACCAAGCAAGCUCAUGGCCCCCUUCAAGAGCAGCCAGUAUCUCGAUUCAUGAAAUCCCUUGACCCAGUUCGUGUGCGAAUGGAAUAUACUGUUAGCUAGAUUCUCUCAGUAACCUCUCAAGCCACGCUCGCAUGAGGUCGGGUUGCUGAAGGAGGCAUGCGAAAAGGGAUGACAACCAACAAAUUCGCUGGGGCAAAGCUGGCCGAGUCUCCGUACCACCUUUGCCCCGCGAAAGCAAAUGGGUCACGAUGGAUUCUGUUGGACUAAAAACCACGAAAAAUUCCAAUCAGAGAGAAAAUUAGGUAAAUAAUGGCAGUUCAACU
This is a messenger RNA of Canariomyces notabilis, 1243 nucleotides long. RefSeq lists its product as uncharacterized. The coding region runs from base 1 to 972 and encodes 323 amino acids. The record is from RefSeq and is a predicted model, not a curated record. Lineage: Eukaryota; Fungi; Ascomycota; Sordariomycetes; Sordariales; Chaetomiaceae. The transcript is spliced from 4 exons.